AUGGUCCAUCCCACUCUCCCGGACAACUACACUUUCUCGCCGUCGGAAGGAAGCCUUCAUCUGACCAUUAAUCAUGAUGUCGCCGCUGACCUAGACUCGACAAAUGCCUUUGAAGGCCCCGAGAAGCUUCUCGAGGUUUGGUUUUCGCCGAGCUCAACUGCCCUUCCCCCGGGCGUGAAGGAAAAUGGUUUGAAGGCUGUCAGCCCCUCCACGUGGGAGGGCAUGUUAGACCAAGUGAACUGCAAAGUCCUUUCGAUCGUCAAAUCGGAUCAUGUCGAUGCCUACCUUCUGUCCGAAUCCAGCAUGUUCGUUUUUCCGCACAAACUCAUCCUCAAGACGUGUGGAACAACCACCCUGCUGCUUGGCCUACGCCGCCUCUUGCGCAUCGCUGCCGUGGACGCCGGGUUCCCCUUUCAUAAUGCCUCGUCGCUGGAUGAUAUCCACGUCGCGGCAACGCCGUACCGUGUGUUCUACAGUCGCAAGAAUUUCCUGUUCCCGGACAGACAGCGCGGACCCCAUUCGAGCUGGAAGGAGGAAGUCAAAUUUCUGGAUGAUACUUUUGAAAACGGCAGUGCCUACAUGGUUGGCAGGAUGAAUGCGGACCAUUGGUACCUAUACAUGACGUCGCCGACCACCACCACCCUGACUCCCCCUCUCACCCCUCGCUCCGACAGUGGUGGCAGUCCCACUCGCAGCAUCAAGAUUCCCACGGGAAUCCUCUUGCCUGUCAGUGGAUCCGUCGAUGUCGAUGCUGACGAGACGCUCGAGAUUCUGAUGAUGGACCUUGACCCGGAGCUUGCGAAGCAGUUCUACCUGGCACAGGCGAGUGCGGUCGCCAGUGAGCGGGUACCUUUGCAGGCUCAGGAAGCCCGGCGUGUUGCACAGGAGAGCCUGGGUGACAUUGACGAGCAACGCCCUGGUGAUGGAGACUCAGCAUUUGAUGUCUUCGAUAACGGCGCCAAGUCCGAUAUUCCGGGAACUCCGGCUGCAGCUGAUGAGCAAGCAGCGAUUGAGGGUCUCACCACUGAAGGCCACGCGCUGGGCACUGUCGUGUCAGACACCUGCGGCCUAUCCGAGGUGUAUCCCACUUCGAUCUACCGUGACGCCCGCAUCGAUGCCUAUCUGUUCUCACCCUGUGGCUUCUCCGCCAAUGGUGUGGUUCCUGCUCCGGCUGCUGCGGCAGAUGAUAGUAAUGCUAAAGCAGCGCACUACUUCACUGUCCAUGUGACGCCGGAGCCCAUCUGCUCCUACGCCUCUUUCGAAACCAAUGUUCCAGGAGGCCAGAAUGGACGCAAGACUUCUGACGUUAUAGACCAUGUGGUCGGCAUCUUCAAGCCCGGACGGUUCACCAUGACUCUGUUUGAGGCCAAGACCAAGACUGUAGAUGAUGAGAGCAACUCACCCGCCACCCGAGAGGCAAGCCUCAAGCAUCGCAUGGACUGCAUCAAGGGUUACCGGCGCAUGGACCGCAUUGUCCAUGAAUUUGAUGACUACAACCUCGUUUUCCGCUAUUAUGAGCGUGAGGGGUGGGUUGGCAAUAAAAAGGCGAUGGUUGGUGAGGAUCUCUAA
This is a messenger RNA of Canariomyces notabilis, 1569 nucleotides long. Its product is annotated as S-adenosylmethionine decarboxylase. NCBI's taxonomy places the organism in Eukaryota, Fungi, Ascomycota, Sordariomycetes, Sordariales, Chaetomiaceae. Gene Ontology annotation, molecular function: adenosylmethionine decarboxylase activity. Gene Ontology annotation, cellular component: cytosol. Gene Ontology annotation, biological process: spermidine biosynthetic process; spermine biosynthetic process. The transcript has a single exon. The record is from RefSeq and is a predicted model, not a curated record. Bases 1 to 1569 code for a protein of 522 amino acids.